AUGCUGGUUUCAGAGCCAGAACAGCCACAGUCUCACCCUGCAGGGGGUGAUCACCCAGACACCACAGCAGCAGCUCGCAAAAAGCGUAAGAACAAACCCUACUACUAUACAACAUUGACAAAUGCGCAAAAAGAAGAGGUCAUUGACUGGCUAAAAGACAAUCCCUUCAUUUACGCAAAGAGACUGACAGAUUAUAAAGACUCGCAGAAGAAAGAGAAGCAAUGGGAGGACAAAGCUGCUGACAUGCGUGUUGAGGUGGCAGACCUCAAAACCUUUUACAAGUCCAACCGUACCAAGAUGACCCGCAUCAAGAGGACUGUGGGGAAGUCGGGUGAUAGUGCUGAGACAGUCGAGGACCUGUCUGCCACGGACAAUUGGGUGUGGGAAAAGUUCUCCUUCAUCAAAGACCACAUCGAAACUGUGGAACGCAGAAACGUGGUGAGCAUCCGUGGUAGAGGGAGGGGAACACCAGCAGCAGCCACAGCUCCUGGGCCAGCAGUACCCCCACCAACAGUAGACAUCAUCCAGUCAGACUCUGGGGCAGAGUCCCAGUCUACAGAGCCCUCCUCUCGGAGACUCUCCACAGAGAGUGGUGACUUGAGACAAUGUCUGAUGGAAUUUAUGUCUGGCAAGAAAGGUGGUCCCUCCACCUUUGCCAGACAUAUAGGUGAUGGUCUGGCACAGCUUCCUGGGGACAUCAAACGGGCCACAGAGAUCAAGCUCAUGGAAGUGCUACACGAGGGACAGAGGCAGGCAGAAGGGCGCCAGGAGAUGUUGCAGCAGAUGCCCAUCUUGCCACAGCAGCAGCAACAGUUCGCCUCAAUGCAGCCAAUCCAGCCACAAGAGAAAACAAAAUAA
Molecule: messenger RNA, 858 nt
Organism: Lottia gigantea (owl limpet)
Lineage: Eukaryota; Metazoa; Mollusca; Gastropoda; Lottiidae
Exons: 1
Coding region: 1-858 (285 amino acids)
Biological process (GO): regulation of transcription by RNA polymerase II
Cellular component (GO): nucleus; transcription regulator complex
Source: RefSeq, a predicted model, not a curated record